AUGCACGGUCUUGACGUGGUCGUCGUCGGAGCAGGUACGAUUGCACAGCAUAAUACAAAGACAGGUGGCUUAUUGCACACCUGCUCGGACUGACGUGGACUGACAUGGAACUAUCUCAGGCAUUGGCGGCCUCCAGACUGCACUUGCCUCGGCUACCGACGGGCACAGAGUCACUGUACUUGAAGGGGCGAAAGCUUUUGAAGAGGUACUGGACGUGUACCCAAUAUAUCUGGCCACGCCCUCGAGCCUUGGCGCUCCGUGUGGCCAUAUACUAAGCGCCUUUUGCUAAUGGACUGCAGGUCGGCGCCGGCAUCAGGUAUUCCAUCAUAGCCCUUGAAAGAGGCCCUCUGACUGACCGAUUCUCUCGCACAGAGUACCUCCCAAUUCCUCCCGGCUGAGUAAGCUAUGGGGCGUGGACUUCAGCUCCGUCAAAAGAGAGGUGUCUCUCGGGAACCGUUUCGUGGACUGGAAAGGCAACGUAUUACUGGAUGUUCCUCUCCACGAUGUAGAAAGCCGCUAUGGAGCUCCAUACUUCUUCAUCCACCGAGCAGAUCUUGUUAAGCUUUUAGUAUCGACGGCACGGCAAAAUUCUAACAUCUCCAUUAAGACCGGCUGCAAAGUGUCGUCGUAUGACUAUGAAGCACCUUCGGUCACAUUGACUACCGGCGAGACAUUUCAUGCAGAUCUGAUCAUUGCAGCGGAUGGCAUCAAGUCAGCGGUCAGGGACGUCAUCAAUGGCCAGCCUCUGCCCCCUCAGGACACAGGAGAUGUGGCAUAUCGGAUACUAGUGGAUGCGAAGCCGCUCCUAGAAGACGCAGAGAUGGCCGCCUUGGUUAGAGAGCCAUGGGCAACCCAUUGGAUGGGACCUGAAGGUCAUGCCGUGGGAUAUCCUCUUCGACAAGGCGAACUGUACAACAUCAUCAUCGACGUGACACAUUCCUCUGAUCUCGGCGAACCGCUUCCGCGCGAUGAGCAAAUCUGGAAGAGCGCUAGGAGUAACAACGAGUUAGUCGAAAGAUUCAAACAUUGGUGUCCCGCGGUGAGGAAGCUCUGCGCGAUGACUGGCGAAUACCUCAAAUGGAGGCUUGCAGACUUCGCUCAGCUUGACAGCUGGGUUCAUCCGAGUGGAAAGGUCGCAUUGUUAGGUGAUAACUGCCAUCCCAUGAUGUGAGUGAUAACUUCCCGGGCCCUUGCAUCUGUUGACUAGUGUUGAUUGGUGAUAGCCCAUACAUGGCUCAAGGAGCGGCACAGGCUACUGAAGAUGCGGCAACGCUUGCAGCGACACUGAGGGAGUACAGCAAUAUUGGCGAGGCACUCAGGGCAUAUGAGUGUCGCAGAAAGCCCAGAGCCGCAUACAUCGCACGUAACACUCGGGUCCUGCAAGACUGGUUGCAUCUACAUGAUGGUGCCGAGCAACGUGCCCGGGAUCGGAUGAUGAAGUCGAAUGAGGAAGACAACCCUAUAUUCUGGGGCUCCACCUUGAGAGAAGACUGGCUGUUUGGACACGACGCUUCCAGACUAUCUUCGAGCACAGCGAUGCCAGCUUUGCCUCCGCGGCCAUCGGAGGAGGCGUCCGUGUACGGACGAAAAGGAUCUGUUCAUGGGCCUCAACCUCGUUGA
Messenger RNA from Lecanosticta acicola, 1620 nucleotides. The record is from the annotation of a GenBank genome assembly. NCBI's taxonomy places the organism in Eukaryota, Fungi, Ascomycota, Dothideomycetes, Mycosphaerellales, Mycosphaerellaceae.